Carassius auratus (goldfish) is the source of this 1709-nucleotide messenger RNA. RefSeq names its product neural proliferation differentiation and control protein 1-like. Gene Ontology annotation, cellular component: membrane. NCBI's taxonomy places the organism in Eukaryota, Metazoa, Chordata, Actinopteri, Cypriniformes, Cyprinidae. The record is from RefSeq and is a predicted model, not a curated record. The coding region runs from base 287 to 1240 and encodes 317 amino acids. The transcript is spliced from 9 exons.
UCCUCCCGCUGCUGUUCUAAUCUCUACUGUAGCGUGUUUAUCACCGGAGGUCCUCCUCCUCCUCCUCCUUCUCCUGCCACCGCAACCUCUCUCUCUCCUCUAUCUUUAGCUCUGUAACGUUACCACACAGGCAGCGGCUUAACACUCUUCUUGAGUGGACGCUCCAAUCUUUAUUCGGGUCAGGUUGUCUCUCUCGGUAGUGUACGUCCAUCCGCCCCACACAGAUGUGGGAAUGACACUCCGGAGCUUUUAUCUGCUGUCCUGGACUUGAGAAGAGCAGUUAAGGAUGUUGUUUUGCCCCAGCCGGAGCGCACGGCGAGCCCGGGCCUCCCUCCUCCUGCCCGGGGUCUUGAUCUGCGUAAUCUUCGCCGCCGUCGGUGCGAGUAUGCCGGCAAACAAGUGCCCCGAUCACAUAGACUGUGCCAGAAAGGGGCGGCACUUUUGCAAGCCUGGCUCCUCCCACUGUGGCUCCUGCCUCUCCCCAUUGGAGGAAGAUAAAGCGGGACAUUGUGUUGCUCCCAGGACACACUUUCUCCAGCACCACCACCAAGCCUCUCAUCCUGACGUGGAUGAAGAAAUCGACUAUCUGUCCUCCGUCAUUUCCAAGCAGCAAAUGUCAGAAGUCAAACAGCCAGACCCUCGCUCACAGUCUCCUCUGCAGUCCCAGUCCGAAUCGAAGCAGAAGAGUCUGCACAAACCCCCAGCUGUAGAACCAACGACCAGCGGUCCAUCCACACCAACACACCAGACCCCUAAAUCUCCCCAGCCGGUCACAAACUCGUCCGACCGCCACGGGCCGAUCAUCUCCCCCAACUCCUCCAGAGACAGCCUGCUAGUCUUGAUGGUCUCUUUAUGCAUUAUUGUGGGGUCCGUGGCGCUCAUCAUCGCUGCUGUCUGCUGGAUCAGGUUACAAAGAGAAACUCGUCUGGCUCAAAAAGUUGAUUACCCUGCGUUUCAUGCUGCUGGUCCCAAUCAUAAUCAUACUUCAUCUGGGGAUAAAACCCUGGCUCACAGUGCUCAGAUGUAUCACUACCAGCAUCAGAAACAACAGAUGCUCUCGAUGGAGAAACAUAAAGCAGAACCUAAAGUCUCCGAGUCUGGGGCCACAUCAGAUGAGGAGAAUGAAGUGGGAGAUUUCACUGUGUACGAGUGCCCUGGACUAGCACCGACUGGAGAGAUGGAGGUGAAAAACCCCUUGUUUGACGACUCCACCUUACACUCCCAGAGAAAUCACAAGUGACCUGGACACACACACACACACACCUGCAUACUUUUAGAAUUGGUCUAACACACCUAAAAGCAUUCCUCCAUAGGGUGAAGCUGCAUAUGUCACACUACACACAAAUCAAAAUAAUAUGACUCUGUUUUUCCUGGAAAAUCUGUGCUCAGAACUAAGUGAGAAAAACACCCAAACUCUAAAGAUACUGAAGUUAAUAAAAGUAAAAGUAAAUUUAAGACAGCGGUGUUUGAAAGGUUUUGGUUUUGGGUUGGUUUUCUCUCAUUAGCUUUUUAUGUCACAUCCCUUUUAAAACCAUUUCUCUUUAGAGUCUUGUUAGGAAUCUUUACUUUCAGCUAGAUGUAUUUCUUUUAACAGGUCUUCGUGUUUUUGGGCGAAGCUGCCUCCAAAAGCACCUCUUCUUCUUAUUGUGAAAUACACAGUGCUCUCUCACACAUUUACUUGUGUUACUUGUCUCUCCUUAUCUGAGUAU